AAUAUUAGAAAAUUAAAUUCAUAAAAUCUUGUGGUAGUGCAAAUCAGCAGAGUACCAACGGAAUAAAGCAAAAAAGGAUGAUAUUUUCCUGAAUGAGUAACAAUUAGAAGCAUAAAACAAAUAGGAAGCUUCUAUAUAAGCAAAAAAGUGAACAUACAUAUACACAAGAAAUUUGUGGAUACCAGUGUUUUCUAUGAAAAUAGAUCUGGCUGCUAUUCUGUAUCUUUAGUUUAUGGUAAUCGAGUAAAGGAUUUCAGAAAUAACCUAUUAAUUACAGCACAGAGCUGCCUAAAACCUUAACAAAGUGUCGAACAGUGAAAAGAACAAAUCCAAAAUAAAAUCAAAAGUCUAUGAACCCAAGUUGAUGCUAAGGGCCAUUUUAGGGUCGGAUACGACCAACGACUCGCAGGAGGAACAGUCCCAGACUGCUUCCUCCUCCCACAGUAGCCGUCAUUACAGUGGCGGUUCGAGCUGCCGCUCAAUAUCUUCAAGUGCGGUCUUGAGUGGUUACACCCCAUCUGCAUCAAUAUCCAAUAACGAUUACGGUACACCAGCAACCGUAGCACCAUCCACUGGUCCCACACAGUGUGUAGCAUGCGAAGCUGAUAAACAACACCAAUUACAACAGGCUCAUCAUUCACAUCAUUCGUCGGAGGGAGAGCGUAAAAGUCGCCGCAGCAGAAUGUCACACUCUAGUUCAAGUUCAAUGCGAGGCACCUCAUCGCGUGGCUGUACAUCGCACAAUUCCAAGUCUGUGUCUCCGGGUAGUUACAGUUGUAAUGCUUUAAAUGUUGAUUUCAGCACAUACACAGCCACCCAUCAGUGGUCCAAAAUGUUGGAGUGUGCCGAAUUUGUGGGUGCCAAGCGAUCGAAGCACACCGUUGUGGCCUACAAAGAUGCCAUGUAUGUCUUUGGCGGUGACAACGGCAAAACCAUGCUCAAUGAUUUGAUACGAUUUGGUGUUAAGGAUAAGUCAUGGGGACGGGCUUGUGCCACAGGUACACCACCCGCUCCACGUUAUCAUCAUUCGGCUGUCGUCUAUGGCAACUCAAUGUUCAUAUUUGGUGGUUAUACUGGCGAUAUUCACAGCAAUUCAAAUCUCACAAAUAAAAAUGAUCUCUUUGAAUAUGAAUUUCAACGCGCCAUGUGGGUUGAAUGGAAAUUUUCGGGAAAAAUGCCUGUACCACGUUCGGCUCAUGGUGCUGCAGUGUAUGAUGAUAAAAUGUGGAUAUAUGCCGGAUAUGAUGGUAAUGCACGUUUAAAUGAUAUGUGGACUUUAAAUUUAACCGGAGAGAACCAUCAAUGGGAAGAAGUUGAACAAAAAGGAGACUGCCCACCUACAUGCUGCAAUUUUCCCGUGGCCGUAGCCCGUGACUGCAUGUAUGUCUUUUCCGGGCAAAGUGGCAUGCAGAUCACAAAUUCCCUGUUCGAAUUUAAUUUCAAAACGUUAACUUGGCGUCGUAUUGGCAACGAAAGUGUUUUGCGUGGUGUUAGCUCUCAGCCUCCAUCAAGACGUUAUGGUCAUACAAUGGUUCAUCACGAUCGUUUUCUCUAUGUAUUUGGCGGCUCCGCUGACUCCACAUUACCAAAUGAUUUGCAUUACUACGAUUUAGAUACUCAAGUGUGGUCCAUUAUUCAACCAGAACCAAAUUCUGAUAUACCUUCGGGUCGAGUAUUCCACGCUAGUGCCGUAAUAAGCGAUGCCAUGUAUAUUUUUGGUGGCACUGUCGAUAAUAGUGUACGACGUGGCGAUACUUAUCGUUUUCAAUUCUCCAGUUAUCCCAAAUGCACGCUGCGCGAUGAUUAUGGGAAAUUUUUCAACGAAAAACAAUUUUGUGAUAUUCAGUUUAUACUAGGACCAGAAGAGGUGAAGAUUAUGGCUCACAUAGCAUUUGUAGCAGCCAGAUCUAAAUAUUUGAGAACAAAGAUAUUGGCAGCCCGCGAUGCUAGGCAACAGCAAAUGGAAAAAGUCUUUGGUACAGGUUGCAUAGAGGUACGGCCAUGCUCGUCCUCGUCUAAUCAAGGACCACUCUUGGAAGUACGUUUGCCCAAUGCCAAUCCAGAGGCAUUUGAAAUUAUAUUAAAUUACAUUUACACGGAUCGUAUAGAUCUCAAGGAGUCGUAUAACAAAAAUAUUAUUAUACUCAUAACGGAUAUCUACCAACUGGCUGGAUUAUUUCUAAUGCCGCGUUUAGCUCAUGGCUGUAUACAGUAUUUGGAUUAUAAGAUAAAUAAACAAAAUGUUCUGGAGGCCCUGUACAAUGCGGACAAGAAGAAAAUACAAAUAGUCAAGGAUCAUUGCAUGCAGUUUCUGGUCAAGGAAGAAAACUUUACCGAUGUUGUUAUGUCCAAUGAAUUUAGUGAUUUGGACAAGCCUUUGCUGGUGGAAAUUAUACGCAAAAAAUUAAGUCCAGGCAAACUAGUUGUGGCCGAUUCUAAUUUAGAUAAGAACGUGGGUACCACAUUGGAAAGUGAUAUGGCCGUAUUUUUGGAAUCAACUGGCAAAGAAUUUUGCGAUAUUAAUCUGGUAUUAGAUGGUCAGGUAAUAAUGGCCCACAAAUCUAUACUUUCGGCUAGGACACAAUAUUUCCAGGCAAUGUUUAGGUCUUUUAUGCCACCAGAUAGUACAGUUAAUAUUUCUAUUGGUGACAUAUUACCAUCGGUCGAAGCGUUCCAAUCCCUAUUACGUUACAUAUAUUAUGGCGAAACAAAAUUACCACCCCAAGAUGCACUCUAUCUAUUCCAAGCACCACAUUUUUAUGGUUUAUCCAAUAAUCGUUUACAUUCGUUUUGCAAAUAUUCCCUUGAACACAAUAUAACCUAUGAGAAUGUCCUCCAAACCUUGGAGGCAUCAGAUUACACGAAAAUUUUCGAUAUUAAAGAGCAUGCUCUCAAAUUGAUUGUUAAGGAUUUUGCCCGGGUGGCGCGGCUACCGAAAAUCGCAUGUCUCUCGCGUGAACUACUGUUGGAAAUCAUACGAGCGGUGGCCGACUCACAUGCCUGCUUUGCGUUUUCUAUUGGCCUGGCUGCAAAGAGCGGGCAACAGCAACCACAAAUCUGCAUGACACCGUAAAAAUUGCAGUAGCAGUAGUGCAACAAGGAAAAAUAGUAAUGUAGAAAAAAAAUAUUUUCUUGAAUGUUGUUGUUUUAACUUCAUUGCCCAACAACAAGGAAGAACAAUUUAUGUGUAUUUUUUUUAUUCAUUUAUAUGUCUGUUUGUUUCUUCAUUUUCAAUAUUGUGGUUUGGUAUACUGCUGGUCCUAGUAUAUUACUAUCCCAAAAAUUGUUCCUUCCAAACUUUCCCU
Messenger RNA from Musca domestica (house fly), 3305 nucleotides. Its product is annotated as leucine-zipper-like transcriptional regulator 1 homolog. The record is from RefSeq and is a predicted model, not a curated record. Bases 365 to 3073 code for a protein of 902 amino acids. NCBI's taxonomy places the organism in Eukaryota, Metazoa, Arthropoda, Insecta, Diptera, Muscidae. Gene Ontology annotation, cellular component: Golgi apparatus. The transcript is spliced from 11 exons. Gene Ontology annotation, molecular function: protein binding.